Messenger RNA from Mucor velutinosus, 621 nucleotides. RefSeq names its product RNA polymerase II mediator complex subunit (gene NUT2). Gene Ontology annotation, cellular component: nucleus. Bases 1 to 621 code for a protein of 206 amino acids. The record is from RefSeq and is a predicted model, not a curated record. The transcript has 2 exons. NCBI's taxonomy places the organism in Eukaryota, Fungi, Mucoromycota, Mucoromycetes, Mucorales, Mucoraceae.
AUGUCAUUCAACAUCAAAAACUCCUUUGUCUCUCGUGCUGUGGUAGAGGACGAUCAAGAGAAGCAAUUGGAAUCAGAUGGCAAUCAGAAAGAAGUUGUCGUUCAAGAAGCCUAUGAUCCACGCACGCUGUAUGAGCGUUUGCAAGAACAGAAGACGCUAAAGGAGGAGGAAUUUGCAGAGAAAUCGCGUCUGUCCAACCAGAUCAAGCGUGUCGAUGAAGAGGAGGCAGAAUACUUUAGAACGCUAUCAGAUGAAAAGGAGAAGCUGGAACACCAGAGAAAGGUCAAGGAAACAUUGGAGUUGGAGGAGUACAGACAAGCUGUGGAAAGCGCCAGAUCAAAUCCAGCGGCUCAGAUCCCCAUCUUGGAGGCUACCACAGCCAUCCUCCCAUCCACAGCCAAAGCUGCCAGCAAGCCCAAAGCAACCACAGCAUCAGCACACAACAAUAAACGAAAUUCAUUAAAAGGAGCAUUGUUCAUCAAAAAGAAGCGUCAUGCGAGCGAUGAUGAAGAUGAGGAGGAAGAGAAACCAGCGGACAAGAAGCCCAAGACGCAAGACAAGAACCCGCUAUCCUUACUAUCAGCAUACGGCGAUGUCAGUAGUGAUAAUGAAAGCGAAUAA